AUGGCAGCACUUGGUCAACAAGCAGCAGCAGCUUUACUGGACUUCAACCAGAAGCUAGAUAUCAAUCUCCUUGAUAGUGUGGUAGUGAGUAUGUAUAGUGGAAAUGGAGACACUCAAAGAAUUGCCCAGGAGGUAUUGACAACUUUAAAAGAACAUCCUGAUGCUUGGACAAGAGUUGAUACAAUUUUGGAGUAUUCAACAAAUCAACAAACAAAGUACUAUGCUCUUCAAAUCCUGGAACAAGUUAUCAAAACAAGAUGGAAGGUUUUACCAAGAAAUCAGUGUGAGGGCAUAAAAAAGUACAUUGUAUCUCUUAUCAUCAAAACAAGCUCAGAUGCAGAAACAUUAGAAGCAAACAAAACAUACCUCAACAAAUUGAAUAUGAUAUUGGUGCAAGUGUUAAAGAGAGAAUGGCCUAAAAAUUGGGAGAGUUUCAUACCAGAUAUUGUUGGGGCAAGUAAAACAAAUGAGAGUUUGUGUCAGAAUAAUAUGAUUAUUCUGAAAUUAUUGAGUGAAGAAUUGUUUGAUUUCUCAUCUGGACAAAUCACACAGACCAAAGCUAAGCAUUUGAAAGAUACAAUGUGUACUGAAUUUUCUGCUAUAUUUCAUUUGUGUCAGUUUGUGUUGGAAAAUUCCCAGAACCCACCUCUGGUAAAUGCAACCCUUGAAACACUAUUACGCUUUCUCAACUGGAUUCCCCUUGGAUACAUAUUUGAAACAAAUCUGAUAAACACUUUUAUAUUCAAGUUUUUACCAGUACCAAUGUUUCGCAAUGUUACAUUGAAGUGUCUCACAGAAAUUGCAGGUGUUACAGUGCGCAACUAUGAUGAUAUGUUUGUUCUCCUAUUUACACAAACAAUGACACAAUUAGAAAUUAUGUUGCCCUUGCAGACUGAUAUAAAAUCAGCUUAUGCAUGUGGACAAGACCAAGAGCAGAAUUUCAUUCAAAAUUUGGCACUGUUUUUGUGUACAUUCUUAAAAGAGCACAGUAACAUUGCUGAAAAUCAAUUCAGUACAAUGGUGAAGGGUUUGCGGUACCUUGUACUGAUUUCAGAGGUAGAGGAUGUUGAAAUAUUCAAAAUUUGUCUGGAGUACUGGAACACCUUGGCAUCAGAGUUAUACCAAGAGGUACCUCAUGGAGGAGCCAGGUCCGUAUUUUUUGGUAGACUAGGAGUUUCUAAAGAGGCAUUUGUUAACAUGUAUCAGGAUCUGUAUAGGGAGGUGCUCAAUAAGGUGAGAUACAUCAUGAUUUCAAGAAUGGCAAAGCCUGAGGAAGUUUUGGUUGUUGAGAAUGACAAUGGGGAAGUAGUCAGAGAAUUUAUGAAGGAUACAGACUCCAUAAACUUGUAUAAAAAUAUGCGUGAAACCCUUGUGUAUUUGACUCACUUGGACUGUGCAGAUACUGAAAGAAUCAUGACUAACAAACUGCAAAACCAAGUGAAUGGAACAGAAUGGUCCUGGAAGAAUUUGAACACUCUGUGUUGGGCCAUAGGGAGCAUUUCUGGUGCUAUGCAUGAGGAAGACGAAAAAAGAUUCCUUGUGACUGUUAUCAAAGAUCUUCUUGGGCUGUGUGAACAAAAACGUGGGAAAGACAAUAAAGCAAUCAUUGCAUCUAAUAUCAUGUAUGUUGUUGGGCAGUACCCAAGAUUUUUGAGAGCCCAUUGGAAAUUUUUAAAAACUGUGGUCAACAAGCUGUUUGAAUUCAUGCAUGAGACUCAUGAUGGUGUGCAGGACAUGGCUUGUGAUACAUUUAUAAAGAUAGCUUUGAAAUGCAGGAGGCAUUUUGUUACAACUCAGAUAGGAGAAUCUUGCCCAUUCAUUGAAGAAAUAUUGGCUUCUAUCUCUACUAUAAUAUGUGAUCUGCAACAGCAGCAAGUGCAUACAUUUUAUGAAGCUGUAGGGUAUAUGAUAUCAGCUCAAGUGGAUGCUGCCACACAGGAAGCUUUAAUUGAGAAAUAUAUGAUGUUACCCAAUCAAGUUUGGGAUGACAUCAUCAGCCAAGCCAGUAAAAAUGUCGAUUUUUUGAAAGAGAUUGAAAUCGUCAAGCAAUUGGCUAGCAUUUUGAAAACGAACGUGAGAGCCUGUAAAGCUCUCAAUCAUGCUUAUGUUCUUCAACUUGGACGAAUAUACUUGGAUAUGUUGAAUGUUUAUAAGGUCAUGUCCGAAAACAUAACCGCCGCCAUUCAACUCAAUGGCGAGGUCGUCACCAAACAGCCCCUCAUCAAAGCCAUGCGCGUCGUCAAAAAGGAGACCCUCAAGCUGAUCUCCGAUUGGAUAUCGCGUUCGAGCGACAAUGGCAUGGUGCUGGACAACUUCAUUCCCCCGUUCUUGGACGCCGUGCUGCUGGACUACCAGAGGACGCAGGUAGCGGCCGCCAGAGAACCGGAAGUGCUCAGUGCUAUCGCUACGAUAGUCAACAGGCUGGAGAGUCAUAUCACGCUCGAGGUACCGAAAAUCUUCGACGCAGUGUUCGAAUGCACCCUCGAAAUGAUCAACAAGGACUUCGAGGAGUACCCCGAACACCGGACGAACUUCUUUCUACUCCUCCAGGCUGUUAACAACCACUGCUUCGCGGCCUUCCUCAACAUACCCCCCACGCAAUUCAAACUCGUCCUCGACAGCAUCAUCUGGGCCUUCAAGCACACGAUGCGGAACGUCGCAGACACCGGCCUGCAGAUCCUGCUGAAGCUGCUGCAGAACGUGGAGCAGCACGAAGCCGCAGCGCCCAGCUUCUACCAGACCUACCUUACCGACAUACUGCAGCACGUUUUCUCGGUGGUGACUGACACGUCCCACACGUCGGGGUUGUCGAUGCACGCCACCAUUUUGGCUUACAUCUUCUCGCUGGUGGAAGCGGGUAGGGUUAAUUGUCAGAUCGGUCCUGGUGCUGAUAACGUACAGUAUAUUCAAGAGUUCACGGCGACGCUGUUGAAGUCGGCGUUUCCGCAUUUGACUGAUAAUCAGAUCAAGAUUAUGGUGCAGGGGAUGUUUAACUUGGAUCAGGAUAUACCGGCUUUCAAGGAGCACUUGAGGGAUUUCCUCGUUCAAAUUCGGGAAUAUACCGGGGAAGACGACACAGAUCUGUUCUUGGAGGAGCGGGAAAAGUCCUUGCAGGCAGCGCAAUCGGAAAAGCGUCGAAUCCAACUCUCAGUGCCCGGCAUCCUCAAUCCUCACGAGGUUCCCGAGGAGAUGCAAGAUUAG
Phaedon cochleariae (mustard beetle) is the source of this 3201-nucleotide messenger RNA. The record is from the annotation of a GenBank genome assembly. Lineage: Eukaryota; Metazoa; Arthropoda; Insecta; Coleoptera; Chrysomelidae.